Molecule: messenger RNA, 1771 nt
Organism: Acanthaster planci (crown-of-thorns starfish)
Lineage: Eukaryota; Metazoa; Echinodermata; Asteroidea; Valvatida; Acanthasteridae
Source: RefSeq, a predicted model, not a curated record
CGGCUCCUCGCGCGUUCAUAACUUUGUGACCUUCCGCCAUAGUUUCCUUUAUAUCGAAACAAUUAUUUGCAAUCUGAAAUGUCAUGAAUUCAAACAUGUUUCCAUGGAGCAGCUUUCAACCAAACAUAAAGUUGCAUAAAAGGAGAAAGUGGAAGUGAAACAUAGCAGGCAGUGGAACGAUAGCAUACUAACGAGUAGCAGCGUUUUGUAUCUCGGAAAAUGUUGAGCUACUUUUUGCGUAUCAUUCGAAAAUCAUCAAUAAUUGACCAAGAAUUUAGCCAUGGGUGGUUGCAAUCAGUCCAAAGUUCUGCUGGCUUCGUCUCCAGCCGAUGAUUUUUCUUCGGGUGUGAUAAAGAACAAGUCCCUCUCCUGGAAAUUCCUCAAGAACUGUCCCAACAGGAUUCGGGUAGCCCCUGCCCUGCCCGAGGACCAGCAAACCACCGAUGUGCCACGGCGCGCAAUUGUCGAUAUCAACAAGCCGCCUUCUCCCAUCCGCUCUCGCUUGCGUGCCAGUCAUGACAACGGCCCAUCACCAACGUUCAGUGAGGUCAGCUUGUCUCCUUACAUGAUCACUGAGGACACGGCUGAUGGAGACGAGUUGCUAGAGCUUGAAACUGCCGAACGCCCACCUACACCGGAUCUCUGCAUCUUGGGCACUCCUCUUUUUGCAAAGAAGAUUAGCAACAAGAAGAAGCUCCAUGCUCGCCAGGAAAGCCAGGAGAUCCUUUGUGAGCUCCGCAAUGCUGGUAUUGUGGUUCGCCCUGAGACACGCGCAGGAGGUGUCGCCUACGAGUACUUCGUCAAAGAGAAGUUUGGCUUACUGAAGAAACCGCCAGCUCGCUUGGAGAAGCUGAAGAAAGCGAAGAAGAUGAGAGAGGCACGAGGUGAUGCCAAGCUGAGAGAGGAGAUAGACAGUCGCAUGCAGAUAGCUGAAGAACGUCGCAAGAAUGUUCUUGACAAGGUUCGCAUCCAGCAGACUCAGCACUUGGUGUUGGACAUCCGAAGGGCCCGUGACAACUCAGCCGCUCUUGAGGAGGAAAAGAUGCAAGCAACAGCAGAGCGCCUCCAACAGAAGGAGAUCAUGUCUCAGGUUAUGCAGGGUCGUGCCACCGUCAACCGUGACCUUCGCAACAUGCAGAAGAAACACCACCAUACCGAAGUGCGCCUUCGUGCAGCCCUGAAUAAAACGGCCAAGAAAGACGAAGAGCUGUGCGAAGCGAGGAAAAUCAUCGUAGUAUCACCGAUGAGAGGCGUGGAACAAGACCAGAGCGAGGAGGAAGAAAUGGCGGGCGAGCCCAUGUCCAAUUGAACAACCAACAGCAGUUGGGGAAUAAUUACACGUAUUUUACUUGUGUUCUACAUACACACCAAUAUUGGGGAUGAUGUUAACAUUUUGUGCUGUGUACUUCAAGGGGGAGGGUUCAAGUUGAAAAAAAAAUAUUUAAAAAAGAGAAACGGAGGGGGAGAUUUCAUAACAGAUGUAGAUCACGGCUGUCACGGACAAAUUGAGAGGGGAAAUGUUAAACAGAAAUGCAAUGAUCUGAUGUACAUUUAUCCUUACUAAUAAAUCUAAAUUCAGCCGGGAGAAGUUUGAAGAAUAAAACUGGACAAUUUGAUCUUUUCAUCAAGAGAAUUUUAGGAAGCCGUUUGAGGACGAGCCGAAUACCACUUCAACAAUGAACAACACUACAUCUCUACAUAAAAUUAAUAAAAAUAAUCAUCCCUGCCCCCAACGCUCAAUAAAACUGCACUUCUAAGAAGAUGAAUCUGA